CGGAAGAGGAACUGUUCUCUGGCUGUAGUGUUGAUGUUUUCAAGCUGCUGCUGCUUCUGUUUCUGAGGGGGAGACUGUGGGCGGAAGCAUGGUGUGCGAAAAAUGUGAAAAGAAACUUGGUACUGUUAUCACUCCUGAUACAUGGAAGGAUGGUGCAAGGAAUACCACAGAAAGUGGCGGAAGAAAACUGAAUGAAAAUAAAGCUUUGACUUCAAAGAAAGCAAGAUUUGAUCCAUAUGGAAAGAACAAAUUCUCCACUUGCAGAAUUUGUAAAAGUUCUGUACACCAACCAGGUUCUCAUUAUUGCCAGGGCUGUGCCUACAAAAAGGGUAUCUGUGCCAUGUGUGGCAAAAAGGUUUUGGAUACCAAAAACUACAAGCAAACGUCUGUCUAGACGUGUUGAUGAAGUUUCUGGCUGUCUGUGAUUUUACUUUCUGCUUUGGCUUUUCAAGGCAUCAUUUAGAUGUUCAACUUAAAAAGUAACAUAUUUCAAGACAAAUGGCUAAGUUUAAACCAGGGAAGUUUAUCAGUAGUUAUUGUUUUGUUCUGAAAAGGUUCUAAAAGCAGCAAUGUAACUCUCUGUCUUAAGACAGUUAUUAAGUGAUUAUUUUCCUUAUGAGCAUUUUAUUGAACUAGAAUAAGUGAAUGAAAAAUACUUAUGAGUUCUGAGUGCACUUUUUAUUUAAAGUUUAUAUAAUUUGUAUCCUCCUACACCUAUUUUAUUUAUGGAUAUUGCAAGAUGAGGUAGAGAUUGUUGAUGUUUUGCUCUGAACUUGGCGUUUAGACAAAAUUCUUCCCUAACUCUACAGAAUUCUUCCCUAACUCUCUGGUGUCAUAGUUCUUAGAAUCAACAGUCUUAAUUAAUCAUACUUUCACUGGAUACUUAAAUAUUGAAAGCCAGUAUUGCUGAAUAAUUCUUUAGUAAUUAGUCCAGAUACCAAUCAAAGACAAGUUGAAUUUGAUUCCUUUUCAUUUAUUCUUGAAGCCAAAGUGCCAGUUCCUUUCACAUAUUAAUAAGAACAUAAA
Dipodomys spectabilis (banner-tailed kangaroo rat) is the source of this 1026-nucleotide messenger RNA. It is a transcript of the gene Cript, whose product is annotated as CXXC repeat containing interactor of PDZ3 domain. The record is from RefSeq and is a predicted model, not a curated record. The transcript has 5 exons. Bases 89 to 394 code for a protein of 101 amino acids. Gene Ontology annotation, biological process: cytoplasmic microtubule organization. Gene Ontology annotation, molecular function: microtubule binding; PDZ domain binding. Gene Ontology annotation, cellular component: dendrite. NCBI's taxonomy places the organism in Eukaryota, Metazoa, Chordata, Mammalia, Rodentia, Heteromyidae.